CGGUUCGGUUCGGUUCGGUACGGUUCGGUUUUACCAUAUUAAAGAGCCCUAAUUUAUAUAGAAAAUUGUACGACCAAAAACUGUUUUUGUAGAUUUAUUACCAAACUUAUCGGAAAACAAUACGCCUACACGAACGAGAUUAAAUUCACCUCUCCUCUCCUGUUAUUACCGAUCAAAAUACCACCUAGAUAAUAAUAAAAUAGAUUAAUUUUAUUUAAAAAAAUCUGAAAUAAUUGAAAAAAAAUUAUAACGCCAAUUUUAAUAAUGCUAACGCCACUAACUAAACCUUAAACUUUAAAUCUAUACCCUAAACCCCAAACUCAAAUCCUAAACCCUAAACCCAAACCCUAUAUCCUAAACCCAAAUCCUAAAUCUUAAACCCAAACCGUAAACCCUAAACCAUAAACCAAAACCCCAUAUCAUAAACUCAAAUCAUAGACUCUAAACUCAAACCAUAUAUCCAAACCUAAUCCCUACACCCUAAACUCAAAUUGUAAACCCUGAACUCAAAUCCUAUAUCCUAAAGGUUUGGAUUAAUGUUGAUGUUGUUUCUUUAGGGUUUAAGAUUUGGGUCUAGAGUCUAGGUUUGGGUUUAGGAUCUAGGGUUUGAGUUUAAGGUCUAUGGUUUGAGUUUAGAGUUUACGGUUUGGGUUUAAGAUAUAGGGUUUGGGUUUAGAGUUUGAGUUUAGAAUUUAGGGUUUAGGGUUUAGAUUUAAGGUUUAAGGUUUAGAAUUUAAGAUUUAGGGUUUAGUUAGUGGCGUUAGCGUCAUUAAAAUGAGAGAAAUUACCUAGAAUGACUCAAAUCAUACACGUAAUUACUAGAUUAACUCAUAAACUUUUUGUAAUUAUUAGACUAAAGCACAUGGCAACCGAAAAUACCAAAAAACCAGUCUCUCUUUCAUUUUUUCACGAGAUUGCCAUCAGAAAUUAUUAACAGGAAAAUGUUUUUUUUUUAUAAAGAAAAACAAAACCUUUUGAUCAAGACUGGAGAAAGUCGUCUCCUUCGUUUGCGACAACACCAAAUCGGACACCUCUCUUUCACUUCCGCCUCCGACAACUUCUUCUCUGCCAGAGCCGCCUUCCAUUUCGUCACCUCCACCCGAAUCGCCAUCGUCUCUGUAAGACAAGAGGAACCCUGAAUCCGAUUUCACCUCUGUCUCCGCCUUUAAAUCGAAGAGACGAAACAAUUGCUCGUUUUCAACCAAGAGUGAUUUCAAGGUAAAAUCCCGUGUCUUUCUUUAACCCUCAAUCGAUUUUCAGAGCUUUAACCCUCAAUCGAUUUUUAGGGAUUGUGUUCUGUUAAUGAAAGUAUCGUGCUUUGAAUGAGUAAAACUAUGUGUCUUCUAGAUCUUGAACUUGAAGUUACUACUUGUUUCGUGUCUUCUUUGCUUGUUCGAUGUUUGUAUUAGAAAAUGAUUAUAUAGAUCUUUGGUUGGCUUCAUAGGGUGUGAUAGUUUUGCAGGGAUGGAGACCAUACAUGAGCGUUGUGGCCAGUUUACCGACAACCCCGUUCUUCUAAAUUGACCAGGAUAGGCUAGUCUGAUCUUUAUAAAUUUAUACAAUUAUACCUUGCAUCAAGCUCUGUACACUAUGCGGAUAUUCACUUACUCUGCAUUCAUAUGUGCCUCUUUCUGGUCGGGCAAGCGCUUGGACUUUCAACAGAGUGGUCUCAUCAUCCUCUGUAUUCUCCUGGUUAGACGAACAAAUAAACCAAAUCAGUUGCUUGUGUUUCUGAGUUUGCUCUUUCUCAAGAAUAUAUGUUGUGCAAUAAUACGUGUGAAAACAGGAGGAUUAGAGGUUCUGGAUGGUGUGGAGAAAGUAUUGGUUGGUACUUGAGUCGGGAUGGAUUACGCAUUACCUCAACAUGUCAAUGCCUUAUGGAGAUUUUCCAUUGCAGACACUCCAGGGAUAAGUUCUCCUAAGAACAACCUUAGGCCUCUCUGAGUUCAACCCAAUACUCUUUAACUUUGCUUCUUGUUCUCUGUAAAUAGACAUCUACAUGUUUGCACUCUUUAGUGUAUGUAUAGUGUUUAUUUAGAAGUGGAAAUACCGUUAAGGUAUUGGGUGGAAAGUGGAAGUCGGUUAUUAAAUACUUCGUCGGUUAUUAAAUUCUCGACAAAUUGUAAACCUGAGACAAAUCGAUAAAGAACAAAUUUCUCAACCGUUUGAUUGAGUUGUUCAUGAACAAUGCUAUUAUUUGCAGCUUUAACCUGUAAACAAGAUGAAGAAUGAGAACAAAACAUUAUAGGUACAAUUAGGUUUCAACGUUAACACGGUUUGGCCUUUUGACCAUUAGUAUUGUUUGACCGACCCAAACAAAUCAUUUCCUCCGUACCUCAACAAGCAAAAUCAUUCCUUCGUAACAAGAUGUAUUUUUUUUUAUAAAAGUGAUACAUGUAAAUCAUUCUCUGUGUAACGUAACAAGAUGAUCUUAUAUAAAUGGUGCAUGCGAUAUUUUUUUCUAUUGACUUGUGCAUGUCAGAAGUUAACGUCAAUUUCAAAAAUUUAAACAUAAUUCUGAUUUUAGUUACACUAGAAAUAAACCGGAUUUGAAACUAAAGAAAACCAAAUUUAAUUCAAAAUUAAACUAAGUUUGGUUUAUUCAAACCCGGAUUUCCUUAUAAAAAUCUGCCCCUUCAUAAAUAAAAAAAUCUGACAUAGAAAUUUAAGUCUAACACAAAACUCUACAAUUUAUAAUAAAUCUGUUACCUCGUUUGGUAGAUUUAUCCUUAAAAAUCUGUUUUCAACUUAAAUCGAACAAACAACUCUGUCGUAUAAACAAAUCUGCCAUUUUAAAGAAAAUCUGACACCACUCUCUUGACAGAUUUUAUUUUCUAAACCGAUUUAAUUAGCAGAGUUAAUAUCCGGCAGAUUUAUUUUUUUGAAAAUAAAUGUGCCAGCGAUCAAUUAUUAAUGGCACUUUUGUAAUUCUGUUUUUUGAUAUAACUAUGGAGAAGGGUAAUUUCGACCAGAAAAAUAUUCUAAUAAAUUUAUAAAAAUAUGAGUUAUUUUAGUAAUAAUCCAAUAAAUUUGUGUCACUUUAGUAAACUUCCCUUAAAAUAAGCAUCAUUAUCUUUUUUCAAUUAUUUUAGAUUUCUUUUUAAAAAAAUAAUGUAUUUUAUUCUUAAUUUAUGUGGCAUUUUGAUUGGUAAUAAGAAGGGAGGUGAAUUUAAUGGUUAACCUUAGGGGUCAACGUAAGUUUUGUUCUUUUUCAUAUAUUGUUGAUUAAUGAUUGAAUUUUUUUUUCUUCUUGAAAAUAUUAUAGGCUGGAUGACGAAGAAAAGAGAGGCGUGAAUCUCUUCUUCUAUAUAGCUGAUGAAAGUGGCAAAGUUCUAAAUUUAGGGCUUCAAGGCAGUUCUACCCUGGUUUGCGGUUCACGUGAAGUAGAUGUAGGAAACUGGCAGUUGCACUUAAAGUCAGAGGUAGCUUUUUCCUUAAUUUGUAGUGGUCUUCAGAGAUCAUAGGAUUCUAGUUACUUCCUUCGCUGGAAACAAGUGUUCUAACUGUUUUAGCUUCUCCUUAUUUGCAGACUCCUGGUCUCGUAAGUCAUUAUUGCGGGUUCAAGACGGCCAACUCUGUCAAUCUAUCUGAUCUUGUUCAGAAAAACCUGACUGUUAGUGAUAUUCUCAAUUUUGCAGGUCUUUCAUAUAUAUAUAUACUAUUGUAAAGACCACAUGUGCUUACAUGCCUCUCGGCUAGUAUAUUUUCAGGAAAAUAUGUUUGGGCAAGUUAAACUCUCUGACACUGCGGAGGAUGAUUCCAACGUUUAUGUUUUUCAGAUUUCCACUAUGAGCCAGUUCUCUACUAUAGAUAUUGCCUUCAUAUCUGGGAUAGAUGAAAAAACUGCCGAUAUGGAGGAUCGUACAAACACUCUUACAGGUUCGCAACUCACUACUCUACUUGCAGAGAAACAUGUAGCAUUUGAUGAAAAAUUCAGGGAAUGCUUCAACCUUUCUGAAGAGAAUGACGCUAAAACUUUGGAAGUUGGUAAAGCUGCCAUUGGGAACAUGCUUGGAGGCAUUGGUUACCUCUAUGGUCAAUCAAAAGUAUAUUACCAUAAAAGUAAGCAUCAUUUCUUGCACUAUUGGCCAGCUGAGCUGUACACAGCAGUUCCAUGCCGAUCCAAACUUCCAUGGGGACAAUUGUCGGAUGAAGGUUUCCAUCAAAUGUUGAUCUGGCGUUGGGAUUUCCGCAUAACCUUGGACAUUGUUGGACACUGGUUAGACCUAAUGAACGUGGAAGGAUGGAUUCCACGUGAGCAAAUAUUGGGCCUUGAAGCUCUAAGGGAAGAAGGAAGGAAGUUUCUAUUGGCGUGGCAGAGACAGUACAACAGUACAACACUCACUGUCGCCUCGGGCAUGGAUGAUUAUCCUUGGGCUUCGCACCCAAGUGACGAUGAGAUGCAUGAGGAAGAUUACAGCUCAAUUGUCCAUCAGCUUUCAGAUUUCGAUGAUCUGAAUAAGAUGCACUAUGACCGUGAUCAUAAGACUUACCUUGACUUCGGUAAUCACGCAGAAAAGGUUCGGUUAGUCAUCGAUGUUGGGAGAGGGAUAAGGGUGACAAAUGAGGAGCCAGAGCUAAAAAAGGUUCCUCACGUUGUUAUAUAUUGUUCAUCAAUAUCUAUAUUUAUCUUUAAGGAAGAAAUACCUAAAAUUUCACAGUCUUUGGGCUUGGUGAAGCAUUCUGAAAUCCUCGAGCAACAGCUUGAUCUCAUUUCGAGUAACGAACUGGUAUGUAGUGACUACGGACUUCUUUCACUUGCCAAGACAAGCUCUUCGUACAUGACACCGAACUCUCUGAUGAACCAACCACCAUGUUGGAGAGGUCCCAUAUGGAUGAAUAUCAACUACAUGAUUCUUGCCUCGCUCAAACAUUACUCUUCAGUGGAAGGACCGUACAGCGACAAGGCAAGAGAUAUUUAUGUGAAACUAAGGAACAAUUUGAUAAGUAACGUGGUUGGGGAAUAUGACAAGACGAGAUACAUCUGGGAACGUUAUGAUCAAACAAAAGGAACUGGAGAAGGUGGACGUAACUUCACUGGAUGGUCUGCACUUAUCCUCUUGAUCAUGACCGAGGACUACCCUCGUCUUCAAAAGCGCUCUUGGCUAUCAAACCCGGCUCACGUUUCCGAAAUAAAAUAAGGCAUAUGUCCUACUUGUUCUACUAGAGUUUCUAUUACCUGAUUUAAGAAACUCUGUAAUAUUUCCAUUUCUAUAUUUUCUUAUUUCCAGUGUUUUUUUUUUCUUUUACAAAUAAGAAUGAGAGCUCGUUUGUGAGACUCAUCCUAAAACGAGUGAGUUGAGUUUAAGGGUGAGAAACUUAGUUCUCUUGUGUGUGUUCUGUUUCUGUUCCUGUUAUUUUUCUUCAAUAAAGAGAGACCUGGGUUUUACUU
Brassica napus (rape) is the source of this 5392-nucleotide messenger RNA. RefSeq names its product mannosyl-oligosaccharide glucosidase GCS1. The transcript is spliced from 14 exons. The coding region runs from base 3675 to 5141 and encodes 488 amino acids. Gene Ontology annotation, cellular component: endoplasmic reticulum membrane. The record is from RefSeq and is a predicted model, not a curated record. Gene Ontology annotation, molecular function: Glc3Man9GlcNAc2 oligosaccharide glucosidase activity. NCBI's taxonomy places the organism in Eukaryota, Viridiplantae, Streptophyta, Magnoliopsida, Brassicales, Brassicaceae. Gene Ontology annotation, biological process: protein N-linked glycosylation; oligosaccharide metabolic process.